AUGGCUCUGGACCCCUGCUCUGCCUACAUCAGCCUGAACGAGCCCUGGAGGAACACGGAUCACCAGAUAAAUGGUUCCCACGGCCAGCCGACAUGCGACAGUCAAAUCGACGGGGAGUGGUAUCGCUUCACUGGCAUGGCUGGCGAUGCUAUGCCUACCUUCUGCAUCCCGGAGAACCACUGCGGCACCCAUGCUCCCAUUUGGCUGAAUGGCAGCCACCCGCGGGACCCCCCGCGAGAGUCGGAUGGCAUCGUCCCACGCCAAGCCUGUGCCAGCUUCAAUGGGAACUGCUGCCUUUGGAAUACCACGAUUGACGUCAAGGCGUGUCCGGGCGGGUACUACGUGUAUCACUUAACCAAACCCAGCGUUUGUUUCCAUGCGUACUGUGGGCAUUUCUAUGACAUCUGUGAUGUGGUGGAUUGCCAGGGCUCCUGCCUGGACACCAGCGACUGCACGUGUUCCCUGGGGACAACGCUAGGACCUGAUGGACAGACAUGUCUUGAUGAAAAUGAAUGUGAGCAGAACAACGGAGGCUGCAGUGAAUUUUGUGUUAACCUCAAGAACUCCUACCGCUGUGAGUGCGGGAUUGGGCGCACGCUGGGAAGUGACGGGAAAACCUGUGAAG
Pelecanus crispus (Dalmatian pelican) is the source of this 625-nucleotide messenger RNA. Lineage: Eukaryota; Metazoa; Chordata; Aves; Pelecaniformes; Pelecanidae. The record is from RefSeq and is a predicted model, not a curated record.